Molecule: messenger RNA, 2322 nt
Organism: Linum tenue
Lineage: Eukaryota; Viridiplantae; Streptophyta; Magnoliopsida; Malpighiales; Linaceae
Source: the annotation of a GenBank genome assembly
AUGGGUGGAGCAAGGAGUGAAUCUUCUCAUGAUCUGCUUCUGCAGGACACCCUUGGAAUUGGAAGCUACAACAAGCUCUACAGCUUCAAAUACCUUGUCAAUGGAUUUGCUGUGCACACCACUGCUUCUCAGGUUAAGAAACUGAAGGAUCUUCCAGGAGUGAAGAUGGUGGAGAGGGAUAGAAGGGCCAAACUGAUGACUACCUACACUCCGCGCUUCCUCGGUUUAACUGCUGACAAUGACAAUGACGGUGACGAUGAUUUGGCAAUUAAGACAGUGAGAGGGGCAGGGGAGGAGAUGGUGAUUGGUUUCGUGGAUUCAGGGAUCGACCCAAGGCAUCCCAGUUUCGCUUACCAUCAUCCUAAGUUACCCUUACCAUCUCCUUCUCAGCGCCAAUUUCCCGGGGUAUGUGAGGCAGGCCCUCAUUUCCCGUCCAGUUCUUGCAAUGGCAAGAUUGUGUCAGCUAGAUUCUUUUCUGCUGGGGCUCGUUCCAUCGCUACUCUCAACACCUCUCUCGAUUUCCUGUCACCUUUCGACGCUGUUGGGCAUGGCACGCACGUUGCAUCAACUGCUGCUGGGAAUGCUGGAGUUCCAGUGGUGGUGAACGGCUUCCAUUACGGACGAGCCAGUGGGAUGGCACCUCAAGCCCGAAUCGCCGUCUACAAGGCUGUGUACCCAACUGUGGGGACCCUCGCCGAUGUGAUUGCUGCCAUGGAUCAAGCCAUCCAUGAUGAAGUAGACGUAUUGGUGGUGUCGGUUGGACCAGACACUCCGCCAGAGGACACCGACGUGACAUUCCUAAGCGUGUUCGAUGUGACCAUGCUAUUUGCACGACGUGCUGGCGUGUUCGUUGUUCAGGCUGCCGGAAACCUUGGACCUGAUCCUUUCACAGUAGUCUCCUACAGCCCUUGGGCUGUGGGUGUGGCUGCUUGCCGCACUGACCGAACUUACCCCGCCUUUCUCGUCCUAGGAGACGACGUUGAUGUGCACCAAUUUGUUAGCGGUGUCGGCCUAUCAGCACCCACGUUAGGAUCGUUUCUGCUGGUGUUGGCUAGGGAUGCAGUGAUGCCCAACGGAUCUUUCCCAAGGACACCACCCUACGUUGAUGAAUGCCAGCAUCCUGAGGCCUUGGACCCGUCCCUCGUCCAAGGGCGCAUUGUUUUAUGCACCUUCUCGGCUGGCUUCUAUGACCAAACCUCCACCCUGGCCGCCAUAACUCAAACUGCUGCACACCUGGGAUUCAUGGGGUUUGUUCUUGUUGCGAAUCCUGCUUAUGGAGAUUUCAUUGCACAACCUAUCCCAUUUGAUGCUCCAGCCGGCAUCAUCAUCCCAAAACUCGCCGACACCCAGACCGUGUUAAGGUACUACGAGCAGCACAUCAGCAGAGAUGAGAUGGGACACGUGACCGAGUUCCAUGGACGAGCAAGUAUAGGAGAAGGCAGAGUUGCGAAGUUCGGAGGGAGAGCUCCAAUUGUGAGCAGGUUCUCCUCGAGGGGACCUGAUUAUGCUGAUGCCCAGAGCCAGAGCCGUCAAGCUGCUGAUGUGCUGAAGCCAGAUAUUCUUGCGCCAGGAGAUCAAGUAUGGGCUGCAUGGAGCCCCCUCAGCGUGUUGGAGCCGUUACUAGUUGGGUACAGUUUCGCGCUGCUAUCUGGGACAAGCAUGGCGACUCCUCAUGUUGGAGGAAUAGCAGCGCUCAUCAAGCAAUGCCAUCCUUCCUGGAAUCCUUCCAUGAUCGCAUCUGCCAUUUCCACCACGGCCUCCAAGUAUGACUCCCAGGGGGACCUCAUUUCGGCAGAAGAGCCCGACCUUUAUGGUGUUCAUCCUUCCACCUACUUCGGAUUUGGUGCAGGCCUCAUUAAUCCUGCCCGGGCGCUCGAUCCAGGCCUCGUCUUGUCGUCGAAGUUUGAAGAUUACAUCGACUUCCUGUGCUCCCUGUCCAGUGUCGAUUGGGUCAAGGUCAGGGCUGCUACUGGAGCGUCGUGCAGUCGACCAUUGGCUCACCCAGCUGACCUCAACCUCCCAUCGGUGACCAUCUCUGCGUUGCGAGUUGGACAGCCUGUACAAAUACAGCGGAGUUUCACGAGCGUAGGCAGCAAACCUGAGACAUAUCUCUGCUCCGUCUUGUCCCCAAAUGGAACAUCAGUAACGCUCUCUCCGACUUGGUUCAGAAUCGCUCCAAUGGAAACUCAAGCGAUUCACAUGGAGUUCAAUGCCACACAAGCACUGAAUGCAUUCAGCUUCGGCGAAAUUGUUUUAACUGGAAGUUUGGAUCACAUCGUCCGACUUCCACUGUCGAUUCAUCCCGUUCUUCCAACGUUGUAA